Molecule: messenger RNA, 1377 nt
Organism: Poecilia latipinna (sailfin molly)
Lineage: Eukaryota; Metazoa; Chordata; Actinopteri; Cyprinodontiformes; Poeciliidae
Product: polypeptide N-acetylgalactosaminyltransferase 6-like
Exons: 6
Biological process (GO): protein O-linked glycosylation
Cellular component (GO): Golgi apparatus
Molecular function (GO): polypeptide N-acetylgalactosaminyltransferase activity
Source: RefSeq, a predicted model, not a curated record
UUCAACUAAUUAUUAUCUUGUAAAAAUGGCACCUGUUCAUGAGCUGAAAACAACAGACAGGAGACCGGUCGGCUGUCACCUACAAAGUCGGUGAGAAGAAACGUGGCUGCUGAUCUGGCAGCUUAACGCACAAGCCGAGGAGGAGCACCUCGUCGAGCAGAGAGCAGGUGUGGACAGCUUGCUCUUUUCAUUAAACCUCCAAGGGAUCGGCCCAUCUGAAACAUGCGUCUGAUACGCCGGCGUCUGUCUCCCCUGAAGCUGGUCCUCCUCGGGGGAACUCUUUUCUUGGUGAUCCUGGUGGUUCUCCAGAGGGACGUCAGCUCCUCAAACUCCGGAGACCCCUGGCUGCAGGACCUGGCCCACAAACGGGAUGAGGUUAUGGUCAUGGUCCGGAAUGCUGUGAACAACAUGGGCUUCCAGAUCGGAGCUCCGCAGGCCCCGCCGGUGCAGGCGCAGCCCACGGAGGACGUUAAAUGCCCCUCCGGAUUUUACUCUCAGGCUGAGCUCAGACCUCACCUGGAGAGACCGCCGCAGGACCCUCAAAGCCCCGGGGCCGAUGGGAGAGCGUUUGUGAAGGACAACAUGACGCCGGAGGAGGAGAAGGAGAAGGAGGAGGGCAUGACACGCCAUUGCUUCAACCAGUUUGCCAGCGACCGGAUCUCACUCAGCCGCAAUCUCGGGGACGACACAAGACCGCCGGAGUGUGUGGACAGGAAGUUUCCUCACUGCCCUCCUCUGCCCACCACCAGCGUCAUCAUUGUCUUCCACAACGAGGCCUGGUCCACGCUCCUCCGGACGGUCUACAGCGUCCUGCACACAUCUCCCGCCGUCUUGCUGAAGGAGAUUAUCUUGGUUGACGAUGCCAGCGUUGCAGACCACCUGAAGGAGAAGCUGGAGUUGUUUGUGGAGCAGUUUAAGAUCGUCCGAGUUGUCAGGCAGCCCGAGAGGAAAGGCCUCAUCACAGCCAGGCUGCUGGGAGCCAGCAUUGCUACGGCUGAAGUGCUCACCUUCCUUGAUGCGCACUGUGAGUGUUUUCACGGCUGGUUGGAGCCUCUCCUGGCCCGGAUAGUUGAGGAACCCACCGCCGUGGUCAGCCCAGAGAUCACCACCAUCGACCUGAACUCCUUUCAGUUCAACAAACCCGUGGCCACCAACCGCGCGUACAACCGGGGAAACUUCGACUGGAGCCUGACGUUCGGCUGGGAGCCGAUACCCGAGGAGGCAAAGAGGCUGCGCAAGGACGAAACCUACCCUGUAAAAACACCUACUUUUGCCGGAGGCCUUUUCUCAAUCUCAAAGAAGUACUUUGAGCACAUCGGAACGUAUGAUGACAAGAUGGAGAUCUGGGGCGGAGAAAAUGUGGAAAUGUCCUUCAGG